Molecule: messenger RNA, 714 nt
Organism: Trichomonas vaginalis G3
Lineage: Eukaryota; Parabasalia; Trichomonadida; Trichomonadidae
Exons: 1
Coding region: 1-714 (237 amino acids)
Source: RefSeq, a predicted model, not a curated record
AUGUCUAUACAACAAGAUUACUCUCCACAAACUGAAACAUCACCAAGGAAGAAAUGCUUUGGCUCAAUACCUGUUCUUGAUCGCCUCACAUGUGAUAUACUCGUUGAAGAAGCCGAGAAAGAUAUUUCUUCUGGAUACACAACAAAGCAAGAUUGCAAGUUCAUUUCUUCAAUAGUAAGAAAUUCAAUAAACUCCCCAGAAAAACUUCAAAACCUUGAGAAUUACAAUACUUACUACAGUAAAUCUCCCGAUAGAGGCUGCACUCCUUCUUUUGCAAAAGAUAUCCAAAUACCGCAGUCAACAAGUGAGCCAGUCAUCCACGAUAAGUCAUCUUUCUUUGAAAGAGAGAAAACCUUAUUAAUGUCAAAAUCAUUUACCGAGGAAGCACUCCUUCAAUCACCAAAGAUAGAACAUCAAAAAUUAGAUAAAGGAGUGAUUAAGAGGGCAGAACGAGCCUUAAAACGAAGAGAAAAAAGUCAAUCUCUUAUUCUUUCUCAGAGUUUACAUGAAGAAACAGAUAUUUAUGCUAAGCCUAAACCAUAUAGAAUCGAAAAGACCAUACUUCAGGAGUCUCAAAGCAAAUUAGAAACAAUUCAACAUAACGAAGAAUUAUUAGAGAAAAAAGAGCUCGAAAAUUGCUAUUACAAACCAAUAAAUCCUAACAUGAAGCUUGUUGAAAGAGCAAGGAAACGCAGAUCCGAAAAAGAAAAAUAA